AUGUCUGGAGGAGAUGUUGAAACUUUUGAAAAUGCACAACCUAUUGUUGAAGAGCUUCCUCAAGAGUUAAAAGAUAUUAAAGCUAUUUUAUAUCAAGCACGUGCACAAAAUGCCUUGACUAAAGGUAUUAGACAAUGCCUUAAGGUUAUAGAAGCUAAAAAAGCACUCUACUGUUUUAUUGCUGAAGAUUGUGAUAAUGAUAAGUAUACUGGCUUAUUGAAAGCAAUCUGCAAAGAACAAGGAGUUAAGAUUGUUAUGGUCCCUCAAAAGAUCCAACUUGGUGAAUGGACUAAUCAAUGCAAAAUAAGAGAUGGGGCUGCUGUUAGAAUUGCUAAGUGUUCUUGCGCUACAGUUGGAUGCAAUAUUAAAUUUACUGAUGAAGUAAAGAGAUUGAAUGCUAAGACUAACUAA
This is a messenger RNA of Entamoeba dispar SAW760, 411 nucleotides long. Its product is annotated as 40S ribosomal protein S12, putative. Gene Ontology annotation, cellular component: cytosolic small ribosomal subunit. Bases 1 to 411 code for a protein of 136 amino acids. Gene Ontology annotation, molecular function: structural constituent of ribosome. Lineage: Eukaryota; Evosea; Mastigamoebida; Endamoebidae. The record is from RefSeq and is a predicted model, not a curated record. The transcript has a single exon.